AUUCAGCGCCACCUCGGCGAGGCUGACUCGGCAGCCUGAGACCCAUCGGAUGCUGCAGAUGUCUCGGGAGUAAAGCCGCUGGAAAAGCCGCACGAUACUUACUUCCCCGCGAAGCCCACCAUCGCGUUCACUUCCCGCCGGCCACACAGUAUCAACGAUGGAGCAUGCUGGCGUUGUAGCUGAGCCUGGUCCUCGGGACCUGCUGGAGCAAGACUUGGUCCUGGAUUUUGAUUCCAAUGUCGAAUUUGGGGCUGAACGGCUCGAUUUCGGGCAAGGCGGACAGCACAAUGAACUCCAACACGGCCUCACCGGAGACUUUGCCGACGAUGCUUCUGCUCCCAAUCCCGACCCCAAGCUUGGCUCUGGAGAUGAAGAGGCACGCACCGUAGUUGCCGGUGACGGACAUGCCCAACCGACCGAGACUUCGGAAGAUGUUGGCAGUAACGUCGAGACCGAAGCGGAAUACCAAGACGAAAUUGGAUACGAGGACGAUGACUUUGUAGCCACGGACGUCAAUGACGACUUCGGCGCACCAGAGGCUGGUGAACCCCAGGUCGGGUUGCCAGAUGUCCUGCCCAAAGGCCAUCUGGAGUCGGCUCCGUUGACAAACGAUAGCCGGACCGAGACCUUGCCGCGCGACCAGGAUGCAUCCUGGGACCAAGAUAUUGACUUUGGAGAGCAGGGUGACGCCAAUGAUCAGAAUGAGCAUGGCGAAGGCGAGGAAGAGGAAGAGGAGGACGACGCUGCCGCUCAUCUGGAAGGCCACACCUUGUCUGUCGAUGAUGAGAUGGCCCACGCCGCCGCUGAUCGUCGUGAGAGCGACCUUGAAGAAGCGCUAGAAGAUCUGACGAGUUCCCUCGCCGAGGUGCCAGACAUAUCCGUUCUCAUGGACGACGAGUGCUUCUCUCUGUUUGGAACACCUGAUGACGACCCUGAUUCCUACUUUCUCUCUGAUGCCCAGGAGCUCGAUCGCCCGCUGUCGCAGUUUCUCUCUGCCAUUCGGGCCGUCAUGUCUGACGACAUCGCACCGACAGAUGAGUUGGUGCUCUGCGUCCAGCCUCUCGGCCUCGAGUUUGGGGAGCGGUCGAACGAGAGGUUUCUGAGGCGCACCUUCCGUGAAAUAUGGGAGUGCUAUACUACGCUACGCGAGGCAUCCGCCAUCACCGGGAAUAUGGUUAUUCACCUGACGGUGAGGCGAGACAGCGAGGAACAUUACCUUGAGUUGCUUGCCCAGGCGGAGGCUGCUGCCAAAGGCUCGUCUCCAGACGCAGAGGAUUCGGACGUGUCAGAGAACCUUGACGAUGAAUAUGAGGUCAGCGGCCAGGAGCAUGGCGAGACGGAAUAUGAGACGUUUGAGGAUGAAUACGCGAGUGAACAUCGCGGAGAGGGCGAGCAUGUGGGCGGCGCCACCGUCCACGACCGUAAUCCCGCACAUGAUGUUCAGGAUAGGAACGAGCCCGAGCUCGGUUUUGACCACCAGGACGGUAUGGCAGAAGCACGAGUGCAGGACGCUCAGGGUGGCAUCACACAAUCACACUCUCCAAAGGAUCACACGGUGGAAUUUGGUGGCGAGGAUGGCUCGGGGUAUGUCUCUGAGGCUCAUGCGGAUAGCCCCGGAUAUGCCGAAGACGAAGAUGAAGCGGAUGAGGCGCAAGCCUGGGACGUACAGGGGACAGAGGGCGAUGCAACAGUUUCGCACCACUCCGACGUGGUCUCUGCGGACGCUCAUCAACCGACUUCUCAACAAGGUGACGAGGAGUCUACCGAGGCCCCUGAUUACAUUGAAGCUCACGGAGUCACUGCGCCUGGGAACGGCGAGUCUGAACAGGACGCACCCUCAAACGGUAAAUCCCCAUGUUCCCUUUUCACAGGACCCUCUGUUCCUUUGCCGCUCAACUUGCCGGUCACUGUUCCCCUUGAUCAUCUUGACCAUGGGGCGCCCGUCGGUUGCCCCUGUGGUGAGGGACUUCCGGUGUCGCUUGCUGAACGCGAGACGAGUCACGAGACGAACCAUGAGCUGCUGUGCGCUCCUCAGUGGGCUGCCGCGAAGCCAUCGAGUUCCGUCCCUGCGUCUCACCCGGAGGAGCUCUGGGAGAUCGAUUAUUCAGAUGACGAACUUGAACCGCUUUCUGGAGAGACCCUGGAACAUGUGGCGCCAUCGGCUUUGGGGUCUCGCGCACAGGAUGCAGUUUCGUUCAGAUUCUGGAUGAAUUCAAGGAUCUCUCCAACUGUCCUGAACGAGCCUUUAUCCCCCAGCAAAACUUCCGGACCCCAAAACGCCAGCAUAGCCUGUUCAUGGAACACAAAAGCUAACAGAUAUGAUGCUGAAGAUGACGACCUCGUCCUCGUGUUUGAUGACGAGCCGGGCUCAACCACGAUUGCCGAAAAUACGGAUGACAAGCCCAACACACCCUAUGAUGCCCCGGCGGACGUCGCCGACGAUGUCCUGGAAGCCUCACAUGAGAGGCGUGGCGCUGAGAUCACCGUCGACUCCACGAGUGUGAAUUUCCAGGAUGAAGACCAUCUAGCCGCAGCCGUGGAGACGGCAUCCGUUCACACAAGCACGACCGUCAACGGCAAUCCUAUCGGCUACGAUGAGCAUAUUGGCGCAGACGACUCGUCCACCCCAGCAAACGAGGGCAUGGAGCAACCAGCGGCGAGCGUUGACAUCCAAGGUGACGAAAUCGACUGGGAGAACGACGAGGAUGAGGACGAGCAGCAGUCAACAAGCGACCACGAGGGCGCCGAGUUGGAAGAGUCCAACGAGACUGCUCCGAGUCCACCAAGCGUCGCCGGCAAACGCAGCAGGACUGACGAAGCAGAGAGCCUUGCCGAUGAGACCGACUACAAGCGUCGUCGGACUUGAACGGCGGGCUCUUCGUAGCGCCCCUUUUAUCAUUCCGCCCUUGCUUCCGGCGUGGUUGUAGUUCAACCGCACAUCGCAUUCCCCCCACGAAACCCCGAAGCCCCGAACUCCCGGGACGCCCCCUUUGACCCCUUUCCCUCUUUGCGCCUAUUCUGGCAGGUAAUUCCCCACGAACGACAACGCACGGCAACA
This is a messenger RNA of Thermothielavioides terrestris NRRL 8126, 3058 nucleotides long. RefSeq lists its product as uncharacterized. The transcript has 2 exons. Bases 158 to 2866 code for a protein of 902 amino acids. The record is from RefSeq and is a predicted model, not a curated record. Lineage: Eukaryota; Fungi; Ascomycota; Sordariomycetes; Sordariales; Chaetomiaceae.